This is a messenger RNA of Aspergillus versicolor CBS 583.65, 561 nucleotides long. RefSeq names its product gamma-glutamylcyclotransferase family protein. NCBI's taxonomy places the organism in Eukaryota, Fungi, Ascomycota, Eurotiomycetes, Eurotiales, Aspergillaceae. The record is from RefSeq and is a predicted model, not a curated record. The transcript has a single exon. Bases 1 to 561 code for a protein of 186 amino acids.
AUGCCUGGCAGUCAAGGACACAAGGAUGCCGUCCCUCCUCCACCUCCUCCGCCUGAUGAUCCAAACUCGAAGGUCUCCCCGUUCGUCCAGAAGCUGAGGUCUGCUCCUCCUGGCUAUUUCUUCCAACCCCAAAGGCCACCUCCUCAUACGGAUUCAUUUGCUGCGCCCACCGGCCCGUAUUUCUUCUACGGCACGCUGUCUGAUCCGGCUAUGCUCCGCGAUAUCCUUAGCUUAGAAACAGAACCAAAGCUUCGACCCGCUACUAUUACUGGCUAUAAAUGCAAGUUAUGGGGCCAGUAUCCAGCUCUGCUGGACGCCCCAGAAAAGGUUGUCCAUGGGGCCGUCUAUCAUGUCGAGACUGAAAAGCAUGGGGAGAGACUCGCCCGCUAUGAAACAGAUAAUUACCAGGCCGUUCCGUGUCGCAUCACCUAUACUGACGGAUGCGAGCCUGUGGAAGACUUUGGCCAUGUGUUUAAAUUUGUCGGCAAUGUCAGAGACUUGAGUGAUGGCACCUUCGAUCUAGGCACUUGGCUAAGGAGGGUGAAAAGAGAUGUUAAGUAG